Molecule: messenger RNA, 1004 nt
Organism: Vigna angularis (adzuki bean)
Lineage: Eukaryota; Viridiplantae; Streptophyta; Magnoliopsida; Fabales; Fabaceae
Product: topless-related protein 1
Exons: 6
Coding region: 1-834 (277 amino acids)
Biological process (GO): regulation of DNA-templated transcription
Molecular function (GO): protein binding
Source: RefSeq, a predicted model, not a curated record
AUGAUCAAUGACCUUUCAACUGUCAAAUGUUCAAACCCAGUUUCCUGUUUUGCAUUAUCAAAACAGGGUGGAUAUGUGAUAUCAACAUCAGGGGGCAUGAUCUCCUUGUUCAACAUGGUCUCCUAUAAGACUCUGAGAACCAUCAUGUCUCCACCACCUAUGGUAACAUGCCUUGCUUUCUACCCUGAAGAUAACAAUAUAUUUGGUAUUGGCUUUGAUGACUCCAGCUUAAGUAUAUAUAAUGUUCGUGAUGAUCAGGUUUUACAAAAGCUUGAUGGUCACUCUAAAAGAGUUACCACUCUUGCCUUCUCAAGCACUUCCAAUGUUCUUAUAUCUGCUGAUGCAAAUGCUCAGAUCAUUCUAUGGAAUACAAAUGGGUGGAAAAAGCUGAAAGAUAAAAGGUUGCAAAUACAAGAAAACCACAUGCUAGAAUCUGAAACUCAGAUUCAGUUGCAUCCAGAUCAAAUGAAAUUCCUUGUUGUAUAUUUUGGUCAUGUUGCAAUCUAUGAAACAACAGAACUAAGAUGUGUCAAUGAGUGGGUUCCAGAAAUUCCACAGCUUAUCUCUCAAGCAACCUUCUCAUCAAAUGGUCACAUUGUGUAUUCCAUUUUGGUUGAUGGGACAGUCACAAUAUUUGAUGCAACAAAUUUUGAAAUUCAUUGUAGGAUUUCUACGUCCUCUUAUCUUCCUCCAAUUUCAAGCUUGAGCAUCUACCCAAUUUCCAUUGCUGCACAUCCACAGAAACCAAACCAGUUUGUUGUGGGGCUGACAGAUGGUAGUGUUUAUGUGUUUGAGCCGCAGAAACCAGGUGGUGAUUGGAUAAAGAAUCACUGAUGAGGCACCUAAGGGAUUCAAAUGCAUUGUUCAUUGAUGAUGAAAUGUUAGAGAACAAUAUUAACUUGUUUAUGUAUGUUGUAUCAGUAGAAAUUGUUACCAGUGAUUAUCUUCAAAGAUACUGUGUACUAGCUUCUAAUUCUCAUAUAAUCGCCUCAUAUAGUUAUCAU